This is a messenger RNA of Podarcis raffonei (Aeolian wall lizard), 2250 nucleotides long. Its product is annotated as zinc finger protein 160-like. Gene Ontology annotation, molecular function: RNA polymerase II cis-regulatory region sequence-specific DNA binding; DNA-binding transcription activator activity, RNA polymerase II-specific. Gene Ontology annotation, biological process: regulation of transcription by RNA polymerase II. Bases 51 to 1853 code for a protein of 600 amino acids. The record is from RefSeq and is a predicted model, not a curated record. The transcript has a single exon. Gene Ontology annotation, cellular component: nucleus. NCBI's taxonomy places the organism in Eukaryota, Metazoa, Chordata, Lepidosauria, Squamata, Lacertidae.
ACCUUAAAGGGCACAAACGGACUCACACAGGGGAGAAACCAUAUAAAUGUAUGGCGUGCGGAAAGAGCUUCAGUCAGAGUGGACACCUUAAAGAGCACAAACGGACUCACACAGGGGAGAAACCAUAUAACUGUAUGGAGUGCGGAAAGAGCUUCAGUAAGAAUGGAGACCUUAGAAUACACCAACGGACUCACACAGGGGAGAAACCAUGUAAAUGUAUGGCGUGCGGAAAGAGCUUCCGUCAGAGUGGACACUUCAAUAUUCAUCUACAAACUCACACAGGGGAGAAACCAUUUAAAUGUAUGGAGUGCGGAAAGAGCUUCAGUAAGAAUGGAGACCUUAGAAUACACCAACGGACUCACACAGGGGAGAAACCAUUUAAAUGUAUGGAGUGCGGAAAGAGCUUCAGUCAGAGUGGCCACCUCAAUAUUCAUCUACAAACUCACACAGGGGAGAAGCCACAUAAAUGUAUGGAGUGCGGAAAGAGCUUUAGUGAUAAUGGAUACCUUAAAUUACACCAGCGGAUUCACACAGGGGAAAAACCAUAUAAAUGUAUGGAGUGCGGAAAGAGCUUUAGUGAUAAUAGAAAGCUUAGAAGACAUCAACGGACUCACACAGGGGAAAAACCAUUUAAAUGUAUGGAGUGCGGAAAGAGCUUCAGUAACAAUGGAGACCUUAGAAGACAUCAACGGAUUCACACGGGUGAAAAACCUUUUGAAUGCAUGGAGUGCGGAAAGAGCUUUAGUGAGAAUGGAAAACUUAAAACACAUCAACGGACUCACACAGGGGAGAAACCAUUUAAAUGUAUGGAGUGCGGAAAGAGCUUCAGUCACAAUGUAUCCCUUAGACAUCAUCAACGGACUCACACAGGGGAGAAACCAUAUAUAUGUAUGGAGUGCGGAAAGAGCUUCAGUAAGAAUGGAGUCCUUAGAACACAUCAACGGACUCACACAGGGGAGAAACCAUAUAAAUGUAUGGAGUGUGGAAAGAGCUUUAGUGAUAAAGGAAAACUUAGAACACAUCAAUGGACUCACACGGGUGAAAAACCUUUUAAAUGCAUGGAGUGUGGAAAGAGCUUUAAUUUCAAUUCAUCCCUUAGAACACACCAACGGACUCACACAGGGGAGAAACCAUUUAAAUGUAUGGAGUGCGGAAGGAGCUUCAGUCAGAGUGGAAACCUCAGUAUUCAUCUACAGACUCACACAGUGGAGAAACCAUAUAAAUGUAUGGAGUGCGGAAAGAGCUUUAGUGAUAACGGAUACCUUAAGUUACACCAGUGGAUUCACACAGGGGGAAAACCAUUUAAAUGUACGCAGUGCGGAAAGAGCUUUAGUUUCAAUUCAAAACUUAGAUUACAUCAACGGACUCACACAGGGGAGAAACCAUUUAAAUGUAUGGAGUGUGGAAAGCACUUCAGUCAGAAGGUAUGCCUCAAUAUGCAUCAACGGACUCACACAGGGGAGAAAGCAUAUAAAUGUAUGGAGUGCGGAAAGAGCUUCAGUCACAAUGUAUCCCUUAGAUGUCAUGAACGGACUCACACGGGUGAAAAACCAUAUAAAUGUAUGGAGUGUGGAAAGAUCUUCAGUCAGAGUGGACACCUCAGUAGUCAUCUACAGACUCACACAGGGGAGAAACCAUAUAAAUGUAUGGAGUGUGGAAAGAGCUUUCUUCAUAAUGGAAACCUUAGAAGACAUCAACGGACGCACACAGGGGAGCAACCAUUUGAAUGCCUGGAGUGUGGAAAGAGCUUCAGUCAAAGUGGAAAUCUUAGAAAACAUCAGCAGACACACAUGGGAAAAGCCAUUUCAAUCUAUGGCGUGUGGAAGGAGCUUCAGUCAGAGUGGAAGCCUUAAUUUACGUGAACAAACUCACCCAAGAGUCAAACCAUAUAAAUGUCAGGAAAGGCGAUAAAGGUUCAGUCCUCGUGGAAGUCCUAUAUCAACAGACUCAUGGACAGGAAGAACUUUAAGAGUUGAAACCCUACAAACCAUCAACAAACUCAAAGCCGAGAAGCAGUUUAAAUGGAAGGAUUACAGAAAGUGCUUUUGUUAUAAUGGAGUGUUUAAGAAACAUCACAAGAGUCUCAGAUGGGAGAAACCAUUUAGAUGUAUGGAGUGUGGGACAUGUUCCUCUCAGAGUCCCCUCUUCUUCACAGCAAUGAACUCAGAGGAAAUCCGGCUUCCGGCUUCAGGGCCCAGCUGAGUGUUGUCAUUCUCUUGAACUGGGUAACUCCUGUCUAAUCUUCACUGU